AUGGCGAGCGUACUUGUCCUCCUGGGGACGGUCUGCUUGUAUAGCUAUAUAAAACUACAUUUUCUAGAGGCACAAACACAAACCUUCCCUGUUAAUCAGCUUGAACGCGGAUUUGUUUCCAGGAAGAGAGCACUUCAACAUAUGGGCGACCUUUUGACUCGGCUCCGAAUGCAGCAACAAUCCAUCACGUCGUUGGAUCAGUCGGAGCUUCGGACAAACCAGUCAGAAAUAUUAACUGAACUCUCAACAGAUCUAGAAAUAGUGCAAUCUCUGGGGCUGAAGUCUUUAAACAGGCACAUUGACAUGCUAUUAGGAAGGGAUUCAGAAGCAGAAAAGUCGGAAGAGGAUGAAAAACCCUCAGUUAGAAACAAUAGCUUCAGCAGACAUAUUGUCACUCCUAGAUUUUGUUACACUACAGCAAACUCCCCACAGGGCAUUCAGCGUCAGGUGGACCCAUCCUUCUGUACACGGUUGAUCGACUUGUUCAACGACAUUCAGCGCGGUGACCAGCCUUCCUUGCUGACCAUAUUCACCUGGCUUCCUGACCCACUAUACGACGCCGACAGACUAAGAAGGCGCGUUUUAUUUGAAAAUUGGACCCUGUUGCGACCAAUCGUCCAGCCAGUUCUGUUUACUGACAGUCGAGUUUACAUGGCCCUUGCCAACGCCUUCGACUGGCCGUGUUUUCCUGUGAGUCGUUACAGCAAACAGGGAGUUCCUGUGUUCAAAGAUAUGGCGCGAACUGUUGCCCAGAAGUUCAACUCUACGUUUUACGGGUACGUUAGGGCCACCACAGUUUUUGACGCUUCAUUGGUGGAAACGCUACUCAAGGUGAAAGAAACUUACGUGGACAAAUUGACUGGAAACUGGACGCAACUAAUAGGCAACAGCAAAGAUAAUGUACACAAUAUGAAGCCGGUUCUUGUCUAUGGGAGGUCUCUUAAGGCCAACAACCUAGGUUCCAUGAAAAGUCUGGAGUACUUGUGUCAAACUGUCAACACAACUGAAGGUCACGAUUGGCCGGAGAGAAAGGAGUCCUUGACCUAUUUCUUCUACUCAAACCUGGACUUUUCCGACAUCCCUGAUUUGAUAGUGGAAGAUAAAUAUUUGACCUCGCAGCUCGUCUCGAGGUCAAUGGCUCUGAGGCACCUUGUUGUGGACGCCAGCGCCACCCUGUUUUCUGCCCACGUGGUCAGAGGUAUCACCACAUCCGAAUGGGGGCGCCAGUACCUACCUGCAAAACCACGAGAUCCCUAUUAUAACAGGAAAUUGGGAAGUCUGUACUUCCACUCCCAGGGGAUUUCCAGACCGGGGAAACGACUCAAUGAAGUGGCCACAAAAUUUUCCCGAAGUGGUCAUAUGUUUAUCGAUAUUAGAUCUGGAGAACGUCUUUCAAAGUAA
Messenger RNA from Candidula unifasciata, 1401 nucleotides. NCBI's taxonomy places the organism in Eukaryota, Metazoa, Mollusca, Gastropoda, Stylommatophora, Geomitridae. The record is from the annotation of a GenBank genome assembly.